Paramuricea clavata is the source of this 5753-nucleotide messenger RNA. NCBI's taxonomy places the organism in Eukaryota, Metazoa, Cnidaria, Anthozoa, Malacalcyonacea, Plexauridae. The record is from the annotation of a GenBank genome assembly.
UAUAGUCACCUUAAUUUUGUGGCAAUGUUUGAAGAAGCCGAAUUUAAUCAAGCAGUAGAAGAACUGAACUGUCCAAAACUAGAAAACUGGGAAUUUUUUGUUGAAACAUCUCCUGAAGGAGUUCAUUGUAAAAUAUAUCGACAGUAUGAUCAGGUAUGCUGAGACAAGUAUAUUAUUAUUCAAUUAGAGUUGACUAAUUAAAAGUAUUUCGGGAUGGACUGGCCCCAUCUUGUUUCACAGAUCCUGUUGGACUGGUCCCUCUAUAUACUGGGAAAUGUUCCUUAAUUAGGACUUUCAAUAUGUGCAAAAACUUUUACAAUUGCAGUGAACAACAUAAACUAAAUUUUAUUUUGUCAUGCCUCAUAUACAGGGUGUAUAAGAAAGGUAAUCCAACUUUUUAUGUUAAUUUUCUUUGUUAUGUUGGGUUACGUACUAUUGACUAAUAUAUAGAUAUCACUUGUCAGUACUGAAUAAAGAUAUUGAAUUGGAAUUGAAUCAGAAUUGUAUCAUUGCGUCAAAAAAUGACCAAAAUGGCAAAAUUAACACAUGUAAUAUUUAAAUUAGCCGGUCCAAGUGAAUACAAACGUAUUGUCUGAGACUGAGGCUUGAAAUUAUUCUCAUCUCGGAUUCCAAAAUUAAGCAUUUGAUAAAGCUACCCUAACGAGUGACGUAGCCGUAGGGGUGAUUCAACUCGUGAUUUGGAGGUUUUGCAGACGACUUGAAAUGCAGAAAUUUUUGCAGAUAGGAUCAUAGGCAACUUUCAUUUGGGCAAAUGUUCAAAAAGAGCGACAGAGACAGAGGUGGAAAAAUACGAUUUCGAUCGGAAAUUUUUCAAAUUGUAUCGUAUUUUGCUAUUUUGAAGCGAGAAAGGCAUCAUUUGACAUCACCUAACCGAGACCUGAUCUUUUUAUAUGGAAAAAGUAAUAUGGGUAAACUGAAGUGUAGACAGUUUAUGCACGAUUUCAUGCCAAAGGCUGCAAAGACGAAGUUUACUAGAUUUCCCUUUUUGAAGGCAAGGUGCCUCUAUGUUUUGACUUCACCAUCUGCAGAUAAUGGCUAUUCAUUGUCUAAAAUGUUUUGUGAUUUACUGGAACUUUUUCAGGCUUUUACUAUUUUAGAUAAAAGGGUUUAGAUUUUUACUAGAGUGAAAUUCUUUUGUUAUAUACAGUAUAUUUUUCACAAUAUUUUUUGUGCUAUGGCCUACGUCAUUUAACAAGUUUUUUUGAAAUAUACUUAUAUAGGCAUCUGGUCUAUAUUCUUAUAAGAUGUAUGGCACCUUAGAAUGUCUUCCUGAAGUAUGCUAUCAAGUUUAUAUAGAUUUAGAAUACAGAAAGAAGUGGGACGAUUAUGUGAAAGGUUUGCAUGCACCCACUUAACCCACAGGAGCCAGUUGUACGAAGGCCGGAUAGCAUAGCGCUAUCCACCAGAUAGUGCUAUCCACCAGAUAGUGCCGGAUUAUUCAAUCACAAUGCCCAAAAGGCUGCAGACGUGAACCCACUGUAUAUGAAUAUAAAAGUUCUUUAGUAUAUAAUUACUAAACUUUAAUAUUGGUUAUAUCAACAUGAGCUCCACCUUUGACACGUCCGAAUUUAUCAUUUUCAAGAUUUUCAAAAAAAAAGUUUAAAAAAGUUUUAAAAAAGAAAAUAAGAGUUUAAAAAGUUAGAUUAUAGGGUUAGGGGUUAGUGUUAGGGCUUAGCCUUAGAUGUCGCGAAUUUAUCAUCAUGAUAAAUUCAAAAUGUAUACCGCGAAUUUAUCAUAAUGAUAAAUUCGGACGUGUUUAAGAAUUUACUCAUAUAGUAAAUUCAAAGGUGCAUGGAGCUCAUGUUGGGUCAUAUACCAUUCAACGACAACGAUCAGUUAUAGAAAGUUUGAAAAAUCCGGCCUUCCUACAACCGGCCUCAUGCCGCGCAGUAGUGCAUGUAACCUAACUUUUUUGACCUCUUGUCAGUUGUCACCUGGGAAAAGCAAGUCAUGAAAAUUGCUCAGUUGUCUUUCAAUAUAAUUUACUUGCCAACAAUAUGGCUUGUGCUGACCCGGUGUAAUGAAUAGCUUACUUUAUAGCUUUACAUUCGAACUGGCAAUCUUCGAAAGACAUUUCCAAUCCUGCACCAGGGCGCUUAUAUAUAAGCACCCUGUCCUGCACAGUACUGCCCCGCGCGGUUUUAACUGUACAGCGCAAGUGUUACAUUACAAGCGCAAGUGUUCAUUUAUAAUAACAUUAAUUUUGUUAACAAAGUGUCGCCUAUAUGCACUAUUUUUUUACUUUAAUUUGUUAGAAUUAUACGAAUUUACUGAAGACGACAAUGGUUCUACGGUCAAAGGAAUAUACUGGAACGUUAAUUUCCCUUUUCCUCUCUCUAAUCGUGAUGUAUCCUCAAUUAUUUUGUACCGUUCGUUCUUUUAUCGUCUUCUAGGCCUAACAAAAAUAUAUCCUGUGGUUCCAGUUUCCCGACCGUCUUUUUUCUGCCGAUCUUACGGUGUUUUUGUUUGGGAGUGGUUGGUCUUGUUUACUAACCUCACUACCCUAUGUUUUUUCGUUGCUCGCUUUAAAAUAAAAGCCGAGACCAAAAAUUGUGUCCGUUGUCACAGUUGUUUUUUUGAGUGAAAUGCUCAUGUGUUACUGCAAUGUCAGCUGAUCACACUCAUGAUUAUUGACAUUGAUUGUGAACUGAAAAUGUUCUUACCUACCUAUAUGGCUAUACCCUGAUUUUUUUCUCUAAGUGUCUGCCUGCUGUUGGUAGUGAUUGCGCAGGAUCUUUUUGUUCGGGUCUAUGCUCUCUGGAGCGAAUCUUUCUAUAAAAAAUCAUACUUAUUUACGAAAAAUGAUCGAGGGAUUCAGGCCUGAAACGUCCUCACGCUUCACUUGUUUCUUAUCCACGAAUCGUUAUCGGGAUCCGGUUAAUUUGAAGACCUACGAUAUAGCACUAGUCACUGGACAGUGAUUUUCAGCCUUUGUAAAAAUGCCUCAAAUGCUGCGAAACUAUACGCCAUGGACCCGCAACAGAUAUAGAGAAAUUUCAUUUUUAAAUAUUUUUAUAAAAUUUCAUUUUUAAAUAUUUUAUAAAAUCUUUUAUGAUUUUACUAAACAACGCGGUAAAAUUUUAAAAAGCUUUAAAAUUUAAUAAAAAUCACAAUCCUUUGGAUAGCGCUAUAUAUAGCCUUCGUACAACCUCUGGUGUUUUAUUCCUUAACUAUUCAUCUGAUAUAGUAUACAUUUGUAAGAGAUUCCAGAAAACUAGAUGUAAAUGGGAUUCAGACGUAUGCCGUGCUUGGCAAAAGCCAUCCAUUUAGUUCCCGGAAGGAAAUCAGCGGAGUAGUGCGUGUCUCAGACUUCACUCAGAGUUUAGUUUUACAAGCUGAUGAGAAAAAUAAUACCAAAGGUAUGGAGCGCUAGACCUUUAUUUUCUGCCCAUUAUUAUAGUCGGACUCAGUCUACACACAGAUAAGAUUAAUGUGAACCUUAUUAUACAGUCGAAGCCCUAAAAACGGGCACCCCUUGGCUUUAUUAAGCGGACACAAACCUCUAAUCCCAAUGUUAAUUAAACAAUUAUUACUGACCCCUGUUAUUAAAAGCGGACACAAUUGUAUGGUCCCAAAGGGGUCCAUUUAAUAGGGAUUCAACUGUACAGUACUCGAGAAUAGAAUCCUAAUAUACGGAUUCAUAUGUAGUCAUACGCAGCUCAACUCGUCGGCAUGUAACUCAUGCAUGCUCAGCUCUCUCACCCUAACAUGCGUAUCUCAACCCAUGGAGUUAAUUCUGUUUGAGGUAUAACUCCUAUAGACCAGGGCACCUCUAUAUAGAUCCAUUUCAUGAUGACGUCAUAUAGGUUCAUCCUUUCUGAGUCCAAAAAGGAAAAAGAGGAAAUUGUGAGCAUGUUAAGAACGUUGUGAGCAUGUCAAAAUUUUUCAACUUAUUACUAUUGUAUGACGUCAUCAUGAAAGAGGUAACUCAUCGCGCCGGUGUGCUUCGCUUGGCUGCUCCUAAGCUAAGGCUGUUUUUAACGGGCUAGCUCAUAAUCCUUUGACCUGGUGUGCUCAAGUUGGCUCCAAGCUAGCCCGAUCUGCAGACGGUUUAUUUAGGUGUUCUGUGGCGGGCAGACCUCCUGCAACGCAGGCUAGCUCUUAAUCCAUCGUUUUUCGUUUAAAUUUAUUUCGAUUCUUUGCAAACAGUUAAAGUGAUGACGCGGAUUGCAUGUAAGGUUAGGGUGCGAUGUAGGUCUCUAACCAAAGCUGUAUAACUAACUAACCACUAAGGUUAGGCCAGCUUUGCUCUAGUUUAUAAAAAUCUUAACUUCAUAAUUUAACCUAUUCAGUGGUAAAUCACUAAAUCUCCUAUUUUUUGUUUAGCCUAUAUGUAUUAUUUUGAUAAUCCUGGUGGUAUGAUUCCAACGUGGUUAAUAAACUGGGCUGCCAAGGUAUGACACCAAGCUAGCUGAAUUAUUUCACAAGCCAUGUGCCCCAGGAGGGCUCAUCUCUGCUUCCUUGCUCUUCACCUGAUGGGAGAAUUACUUUAUCAAAGGGUUCAGCUUAAGACUAUAUAUAAUUGAAAACGUCAGUUAAAUAAGGAGCAGCGCAUGCAUGCGUGUACAGAAGGGGCAUAACUCUAUUUACGUGAGGUUUGGAAAUUUGUUUAAGGCAUAUUAAAAGACAAAUUAAAUCGUUGGAUGUUGGUUUAUUCUUGACUUAACUUUACUAAUAAUCUUCAAUGACACAUGUAUAUAUAGUAUCUCAGCUAGCUAAGAAUACUUUUCUUCACCAACCGACGAAGCCGAGCUUCCGCUCAAAUCGUUCAUGUAUUCUAAUUUUUUCAAAUAGUUCAGAGAUACACCUUAUAUACUUAUAAACUCGGUCCAGUUUACCUGUAAUACCAUUUACCAUGCAAGUAGAAACUGCAAGUCCUUUCAGGAUGCCGUGCACAUUAUACCGUGUCGUUGAAUCUCUCAAAAUGUUUUCAGUUCUGAUAAAAUCAAAUACAUGCAUGCUUGGCCUGCGUGCAUGCAGUCUCAUAACAUCCAUUAAACGAUCAUGCAUCGGUUGAUCGAUGUCAUGAGACUGCGUACAGGCUGAUACAUGCCAUGAUUUACCGUAAAUUAAUCGUUUAUUCGGUGUGGCAAUAAAAGAUCAUUUUAUUAAUUUAUUUUAAUCUUUGUAGACAGGUGUGCCAAAGUUUGCAGGAGAUAUGAGAAAAGCUUGUUUACGUUAUGAAGAUUUUCUGCAAAAGGGAAGAAAAUAAUGAUUUCCACCAACAGACACUCAGAUACAUCAACGGACAAUAACAGGUCCCGAUUAUCUUUAAUGUCCUUAAAAUCGAAACAUCUGAACAAUUAUAUUUAUAAAAUGCACAUCCAAACAACGGAAACUGAAAAUGAAUGCAAACUGUAAUGGACAUGCAAACAACGGAAACUGAAAAUGAAUGCAAACUGAAAAUGCCUCUGUACAUGCGUAAUGGCUGAUUUAUACUUACAUGCACGGAUUUCUUAUAUAUGAACUGUCUGUUAAGGCUGUCUGUUAUCAAGUUUCUGUGAUCACAGUAGGACUUUUGCAUAUACGUAAAUUCUACGAUUUGAAGGAUUUGUAAGAAAUGAUUGAGGGAACUGACUUGUCUUAGUGUUAAACAAUGAGUCAGUUCCCUCAAAAAUUUCUUACAAAUAUAUCCUUCUUUUACCCAUGCAAAAUUCCUACUGUGACCACAGAAACUAUAAGCAGCAAAUUACAAACCAGCUGUUGAGCGUGAAUAAAACCUUGAUAAAGAU